Halichondria panicea is the source of this 1657-nucleotide messenger RNA. Its product is annotated as cytochrome P450 1A1-like. The transcript has a single exon. Gene Ontology annotation, molecular function: steroid 17-alpha-monooxygenase activity; iron ion binding; heme binding. The coding region runs from base 75 to 1571 and encodes 498 amino acids. Gene Ontology annotation, biological process: hormone biosynthetic process; progesterone metabolic process. The record is from RefSeq and is a predicted model, not a curated record. Lineage: Eukaryota; Metazoa; Porifera; Demospongiae; Suberitida; Halichondriidae.
AUAGUAGUACAGUGUACCCGGCCAGCCAGAGACACGUUUCUACUGCAUGUUGCAGUUAGUCUAAGUUAUCUGUUAUGGUUAUGGAGGAGCUAGCCGAUGCUUGGUCAUGGAUCUUUACAAUUCUUGUUGGACUGAUUGCUGCUGUCCUGAUAAAGACAAAGUGGAGCUCCAGAAAUGAACCUCCAGGUCCUUGGGGCCUACCAGUAUUGGGCUACCUGCCCUUUCUGGGGCAAAAGAGGAAUCUUACAUUCAGUAAUCUGUCCAAAAAAUAUGGAGAAAUAUUUCAGCUGAAAAUAGGUAGUCGAAAAGUUGUUGUGAUCAGUGGAGAGAAAGCUAUUCGAGAGGCUCUCUUGGAUCGUGGAACUACCUUCGCUGGAAGACCCGAUUUUUACUCGUAUGCUAAAAACGACACGUUUGCGUUCUAUGAUUUUACUCCCAAAUACCGUGCGUGCAGAAAGAAUACAAUGAAGUCGCUGAACGAAUUCUUUAAAUCGCAGCAAACGGAGUUUCAGGGUAUUGCACAGAAUGCUGCUACGAUGUUUAUGCGAGAAGUCAAAAACUUUAACGGCCAACCUUUCAAUCCAGAACCUCUUCUUUUCCGUGUGACAUGUACUAUUAUAGGCUAUGUUUGCUUUCAUAAGCAAUUUGAUGCGAAUGACAAGGAUGUCACUGCUAUUCUUGAGCUAGGAAAGCAGUUUGGAAACUUUAUCAUUUUUGGAGUGAUCUGUGACUACUUGCCUUGGGCAAAAGUCCUUUUGAAAACAAAGCUGAAAAAGUUUGAAGCGUUUUCUAAAGAGUUGGCGGAUUAUUCUGACAAAAUUUUUCAGAUUCAAAGCGAAGAGGGUACUGGUAAUUCUAUGAUUGACAUCUUCAACCGAGUAUGUGAAAAAACGACAGACAAUGAAACUACUUCGUUCAAAUUUGAUGAGCCUACAGUGAGAAAACAAGUGUCUUCCUUGUUUGGUGCUGGAUUUGCAACUACUGCAGUUACACUGAAAUACAGUUUGAUGAUGAUGGCUCUCUAUCCUGAUGUUCAGAGGAAACUUCAUGAAGAGCUUGAUCGUGUGGUGGGUAAGAAUCGUUAUCCGGAAUUUGCUGACAAAGACGAUUUGCCUUACACUAUGGCUGUAAUGUCCGAGAUCAACCGACACCACUCAAUGAGUGCUCUGAGUCUGACACAUACAACUACUUGUGAUACUGAGUUUCAUGGAUACUCACUUGCCAAACACACUCCGGUUAUUUUUAACUACUACUCCAUCAAUCGAGGUGAUGAUGUCUUUAAGAAUGCUGACAAGUUUGAUCCUGAGCGGUUUCUAAAAGAAGAUGGAUCAUUUGACGCUGCUUUGGCUAGUCGAGUGACCUUAUUUGGACUCGGUCGGAGGCGCUGUGCUGGAGAAGAGCUUGGUCGUUUUCAGUUGUUUUUGUUUUUUGCAACCCUUCUACAGCAGUGUACGAUUGAGGAGUCCCCAGCCCACCCCCUGGAUACUGAGGAUUACUAUAUUACUUUUGGAAUAACACAUGGUCCAAUCAAAGUGGUAGUUCACUCGAGGAUUGAGGAUAUAGUUCAAUGAAUCUAUUGACAGAUAGCUAGUCGUGACAUUAUAGACAGAGUUUAAUUUUUGAAUAUGUUAUUAUUAUACCUUAAUUAUGAUGACUA